Cydia amplana is the source of this 1881-nucleotide messenger RNA. Its product is annotated as zinc finger protein 431-like. Bases 65 to 1831 code for a protein of 588 amino acids. Gene Ontology annotation, molecular function: chromatin insulator sequence binding; zinc ion binding. The record is from RefSeq and is a predicted model, not a curated record. The transcript has 11 exons. Gene Ontology annotation, biological process: regulation of transcription by RNA polymerase II. Gene Ontology annotation, cellular component: chromosome; nucleus. NCBI's taxonomy places the organism in Eukaryota, Metazoa, Arthropoda, Insecta, Lepidoptera, Tortricidae.
UUUGUCACGUAUAAUAGCUUUUCGUGUUUAAAAACGUGAUAUUGGAACCUAUUAUUAUACGACAAUGAAUACUUGUAGAACGUGUCUUAAAACUCCCGCUAACAAGGAUAUUUCAGGCCUCAAAAAAAGUGUAAAAGAUGACAGUAUAACGGACAUCAUGAUAUUCUGUUUGGAUAUAAAGGUUUCAGAAGACUCCAAAAUAACUACGAAACUAUGCAACAGUUGCUACAGAAAAAUCAUAUCGUUUUACAAAUUUAAGUCUCUGUCUUUGAAAAAUGAUGCAUAUCUUAAAUCUCUUGACCCACUUGAGAAGUCUGCGGACCAAAAACUAACUGUAUACGUGGAUGAAAACGGAAUUAAACACGAAAAUUUCCUGGAAUCUGAAGAUUUUGGGCCAUGUGUAAUAGAAUAUGGCGAUAGGGAAAUAAAAGUAGAAAUAGAUGCUAAAGAUGACGACGGACUAGGAGAUUCAGAAAUAAUAGAUAUUAUUAAGGAAGAAAAUACAUUUGAAGAUCAGAUAUUUGAAUCAGAUGAAGAGCCAGUGAGUGUGGUACAAAAAGUUAAAAAUGUGGAGGAUGAUACCAAAGAAGUUCCAGAACAAAACAGCGAGCGGCCACUGCUUAAAUGUAAAGCGUGCCCAAAACAGUUCCACUCCAUCGGAGGGCGGAAGAAGCAUUACCGGACCAAGCAUCUGGGGAAGAAGUCCAAGUGUGACAUUUGUGAUAAAGAGGUGGUAUGCCUGUCAGUGCACAAGCUCUGUGUCCACAACCCGUCGGGCAUGCGGUUCACCUGCUCGGUUUGUGACCGCCGCUUUGUGUCGCAGGCUGUGCUGGACGUCCACAUGGUGUCCCACACCAAGGACUACCAGUUCCAGUGUGAUGUUUGUCAGAAGAAGUUCAGCUGUAGAGCUUUACUCUCAAAACAUAUGCGGCAGGUGCAUAUAAAGGAGAGGAACCAUAAAUGUGAACAUUGCCCCAAGGCUUUCUUCAGGAAAGAUAAACUACAAGAACAUAUGAGGACACACACAAACGUGAGAGAUCACCAGAUUUGCGAGGAGUGCGGCAUGUCGGUGAGCAACCUGCGUCUGCACUCGGUCCGGCACCGGGCGCGCGCCGAGCGGCGGCGCCUGCCGUGCCGCGCGUGCCCCAAGACCUUCUACUCCAUCGGCGGCCGGAAGAAACACUACAGGGUCACGCAUCUCGGCAAGAAGCACAAGUGUGACAUUUGUCAUAAGGAGGUGGUAUCCCUGUCCGCGCACAGGCAGCGCGUGCACGCGCCGGACUCGCUCCGGCACUCGUGCGCGCAGUGCGGGCGCCGCUGCGUGUCGCGCUCCGUGCUCGAGGCACACAUGCUCACACACACCAGGGACUACCAGCACGAGUGCGACACGUGCCUCAAGAAGUUCAUCAGCAAGAACUUCCUUACGAGGCAUCAACGGCAGGUUCAUGAAAAAGAAAGGAGCCAUCAGUGUGAAUUUUGUUCUAAGGCUUACUUCAGUAAAAAUAAACUACAGGAACAUUUAAGGUCGCACACGAACGAGCGGCCGUUCACCUGCAACGAGUGCGGCCUCUCGUUCACAACGAAACAGGCGCUCACCAGGCACAUGCUCACGCAUAGCGACGUCAAGAACUACCCCUGCGAGCUGUGCAGCAAGAGCUUUAGGGUGCCCGGGAACUUGAGGGCCCACAUGAUCAGUCACACGAAGGAGAAGCGAUACCCGUGCGCGUUCUGCGGCGCGCGCUUCGGCCGCUCCGACCACCGCAACCGGCACGAGUUCACCGCGCACAAGAAACACGGACAAACCGAACCAGACAUAAAGCAGGAUUGCUGAUAGUUAAAAUAGACCCAAAACUGGGAUUCAUCAUAGACAAUUUUAACACA